Molecule: messenger RNA, 861 nt
Organism: Protopolystoma xenopodis
Lineage: Eukaryota; Metazoa; Platyhelminthes; Monogenea; Polystomatidea; Polystomatidae
Source: the annotation of a GenBank genome assembly
AUGGAAGCGAAACACUCCCUUCUUGUACGACAUGUUGAUGUCCCAUUGCCUCGAAUGGCCCAGCUUGUCAGCUCAAUGGCUUCCUACAGUCGAAAGGUAAAUGGUUUCUCAUUUAACGUUGCAAGAACUGAUCAGGACUAUUCCAUUCAUCGAUUAAUACUAGGAACACACACUUCUGAUGAGCAGAAUCACUUGCUGAUAGCGACAGCUCAUUUGCCCAAUGAUCAAGCUGAAUUUGAUGCGAGUACAUAUGACAGCGAGCGCGGUGAGUUCGGAGGAUUCUUUUUUCCUAAUGGGAAAUUGGAAAUUUCUAUGAAGAUAAAUCAUGAGGGUGAAGUAAAUCGUGCUCGCUACAUGCCACAAAAUCCAGAUAUAAUUGCAACCAAAACGCCAGGUGGAGACGUACUGAUUUUUGACUAUCCACAACAUCCUCCGAAGGCACCUCCUGAUCGUGGCUGUAUGCCUGAUCUUAGAUUAAAGGGUCAUCAAAAAGAGGGAUACGGCCUUUCUUGGAAUUCUAGUCUUCAUGGACAUCUUCUUUCUGCCUCUGAUGACCAAACUAUUUGCCUCUGGGAUAUAAGUGGCAUGACUUUGGACGGUCAUGAACUCGAUGCCCUCGCUGUUUUUACAGGACAUCAUUCGGUGGUAGAAGAUGUAUCCUGGCAUCUUUUACAUGGUACUGUGUUUGGUUCCGUAGCAGAUGACAACAAAUUGAUGAUAUGGGAUACAAGGAGUCAAAAUAGGAAUAAAGCUCAACACCAGGUUGAUGCACACACAGCCGAGGUUAACUGUCUUGCUUUUAAUCCAUUUUCGGAGUUUAUUAUUGCUACUGGAAGCGCAGAUAAGGUACUCAUAAAUUGA